Centropristis striata (black sea bass) is the source of this 2486-nucleotide messenger RNA. RefSeq names its product probable E3 ubiquitin-protein ligase TRIML1. The record is from RefSeq and is a predicted model, not a curated record. Gene Ontology annotation, molecular function: protein binding. Lineage: Eukaryota; Metazoa; Chordata; Actinopteri; Perciformes; Serranidae. Bases 1 to 1059 code for a protein of 352 amino acids. The transcript has 5 exons.
AUGAAAAAACUGGCAGCACGGCAAUCAGAAAUCACAAAAAAGUCCUCAGUGAUAAGGGAGAACAUCAUACGGAAAUAUCAGGAGAUCCAGGCUGUCCUAGAUGAGGACCUGAGGAUCACUCUGUCCCACCUGGAGAUAGAGGAGAGGGCUGCGGUCUCUGCCCUGGAUGGGAUGUUGGAAAGGAACUGUUCUCUAAUCCAGGAGAUAGAGCAGGACCUGGCCAGACUCACUGUAGCCAUGGACCAGACUGACACAGAGCCGGAUACAAUGUCUUUCUUUUCAUACCCUGAGCAGCAAGACAUGGAGACAGUGGACAGAGUCGUGGAUUUGCUAAACAGAACAGACCCGAGCAGCGUGAGCCUGGACGAAGUUAAAGCUGACCAGAUCCUCAGCCUCACCAACAACUUGCUUCUACUUAUCCGCUCACAGACCCCUAUUAUCAAGAAACUCAACAAGAGUUAUUCCAGCGAGGUGUGUCUAGAUCCAGAGACGGCCCACCCAAAGCUGAUCAUCUCCCCCCGAGGUGACAGUGCCACCUACACCGACACCUGGCAGCAACUUCCUGACCUCGCUGGACGCUUUGACACCACCCUCAAUGUCAUCAGCGUGCAAGGAUUCAGCUUUGGUCGCCAUUACUGGGAGAUUGAUGUGACUGGGAAGACUUACUGGGAGUUGGGCAUUACCUAUCCCAACAUUCCCCGCAAGGGCACCACUGAAGACUGCUGGCUGGGCCGCGGGGAAGAGUCCUGGUGUGUGGAGUUCUUUGAUGGAGAGUACACAGCCUGGCACGCAGGGUUGCCCCAUCAGCUGCCUUUUACAAAACGCUUCUGUCGGAUUGGUGUUUUGUGUAGUGUGUCUGCAGGACUGGUGACAUUUCUUGAGGCAGACAACAUGACGCCGCUGUUCUCCUUCUGUGCAGGAACCUUCUCAAACUGCCUCCACCUGGCCCUGUGUCCUGGUCAUGACCACAAUGGCAACAAUACUAACCCCAUUGUAAUCUGUAACGCUCCAUCUUCUACCAGUGAUCUCUGUUCAGUGGCUACACGGAGAAGCUUUUAGUCAUUCCUUGCUCAGGCACUACUUUCUAAAAUCACACCAGUUAUAAAGGUUUAUGAUAUACUGGUCAUGCGAGAUUUUAACUAGGAUUCAUCCUCUGGGGACCAUGAAUGUCUGUACAAUUUUUUUUUUUAGAUAUUUCAGAGGAAAAGAGAAAACUUUGACCUGCUGGUGGGGAGAAGUCAGGGAAUCAUCAAACUCAUUAGAAUUCAUCCUCUAGAGACAGUAUUGACCAACAGACAUAUCAACAGACCUCCACUGCAGUCGCCAAUUUAAUCUACUUUAUAGAUCAAUUUUGCUGUAAACAAACCGAGCAGUGGCUAAGUGCAGCUCGCUGCAAUAGGCUAAUUACAUAGACUAAUUCAGCACCCAUUGGAGCAUGUGCACCGUGCAGGUGUCUGCUCCUGCUUGGCACGGCUAUCCUUCGGCAUGUUGGUGUCUGCAACAAAAAUUGGAUAUCAUAGUCAGACAUUAAACUCUGAUUUCAUGCACUUUCCACAAUGGAGGUUUCCUCUCAAUAGCUAUUUUAAUUUUGUCUUUGUUGCUAAGAUUUAGCUGCAGUGACUCAGCAACAUUGGUCUUGGAUUGCAUUCCAGAUAUGACAUUUUUUAGGUUGUUAUUAUUGUCAGUGCAACAUAUAACGUCACUGCAUGCAGAAAAGAAGACAGCUAUAAGGAAGGAUAGUGUCCAUUUAGUGACACUAACGGCUGCUGUUGUUAACUGGUUGAUCAAGAAUGGCAAACAGAGCACCAUGCCUAAUACGGCAUAGAUAACUAAAGUUACACAACACUGGCCGAGAGAUUUUAUCUGACUGUUUUUAACGAUGGUAAGCUAACGUUAAUUGAGACGCUUGGCAGGCUAACGCUAAAUAGUCAAAUGGAAAGUGAGACAGUAUUAACUAAAGUCAGAGUCCAUUUAGCAAAACUAAAUUGUACGUGAUGGUUACGUAACAAUGUUGAGUGGCCUUUCUUGUGUCUCGUCCAGUCCACUUAGCAACUGCAACAACAUUGACUGAGUGUCGCUCUGAGUGUGCACUAGUGCUAGUGUUUCCAGUUGGUUUUGAUUCUGUUUUAUAGCGAAAGAUUCCUGGAUUUGUAGGUAGUGUGGUAAUGUGUUCAUUGUUUCACAGGGAGAAAAUUCUUUGAAAAAAAGGUCAACAGGUCACAGGAGUAUAAGGACUUAUUGACAGGCUGUGUGUAGUCACUGGCUGAAAUUUGCGGUGAAAGGUAAAACUACCCCCAACUUUUAGUUUGGAUUCUCUUUGAUGUUGAAUCAAAUGUCUGCAGCUUGCUGAGCUCUACAUUUUUGCAGCACUUUCUCAUAAACAUUGCAUGUCAGCUGCUGCAGGCUUCUAUAUUUGGCAAUAAUAUACUGUCAAUGUUGGCAAUCCAUUUACUAAAUGCUCAAACCUUCAAAAAUCUACCCAGUCU